AUGCGUCGUCGCCGCGUCGAGGAGGCAGUGGAAAGUAAUUCGGGUCAAAUCAGACUAGACGUCCACCUACUCCCUUGUCAAAACUCGCCCAGUUGCCUUCUGACUUGGGAGAGUGGUCGUCGGUUGAAUGAUGAAGCUGAGAGGACUUGCCGCGCCGUCCGAGAGGAACAGCGCCAGAUCGAAUGCGACCAGCAGCAUACGGCAGGGCCCAAGUUCAAGACAAUCCGAUGCGCAACGCAGCCGGAGCGGGUGAAGCAGCAGGGUACGCUGUACUGGCUUCGUCUGGUACAAAAAGUCGACAACUACAACCACAAGCACGCGCGUCUUCAGAGCAUGGGCGUCCACGCGGUAGCAUUCUCCCGGGCCCAGGACAUCGCGACCCCAGCAAAACCAACUUCGUGGCCCUUUGGUCCUCCUCUCCGGGCAUCAUCAACGGAUGUUGUACUGAGUACCUGUGGGCACUGUCCCGAGGCCGAUGGCUGUAACCUAAUCCGCCGCACUUACGAGCCCGAGCGUCUGCUCUCCCAAGGAUCACGAUCAAAUCAAGAGGGGCUACAAGUGGUACUGAAGAACGAGCUCGCAAAGUCGUGA
Messenger RNA from Sodiomyces alkalinus F11, 591 nucleotides. RefSeq lists its product as hypothetical. The record is from RefSeq and is a predicted model, not a curated record. NCBI's taxonomy places the organism in Eukaryota, Fungi, Ascomycota, Sordariomycetes, Glomerellales, Plectosphaerellaceae. The coding region runs from base 1 to 591 and encodes 196 amino acids. The transcript has 12 exons.